CCGCCCUCCUACUUCAUCCCCUCCGGCGCGAUGCACUUCAUUUCGUUCUUCGGCCCCGCCCUCAUCGCGCCCGGCAUCUGGCACCCCGAGCGCAUCGCGUUCGUUGUGCUCGGCCUGCUCUCGGGGCCCCUCCUGACCCAGGCCUGGGCGACCGCCGCCUCGGGCCCCGUCGUCGGCCGCCUCGAGUGGCCGAGCGUGUGGUGCCUGUAUGCUGUGGUUCAGAUUCUCCUGGGCAUCGGGCUGGAGUUCUUCCUGGGAGUUGAUGAGGCGGUCAACCAGCCCGGCCACAGCGGCUACGAGCGGUUCAGGACGAGAGUUCUCGCCGGGAAGCUCUGGGGCGGCACGCCCGACGUGCUCGCGGCGGCCGGGCCGCGGUGGUCGGCGGCGGCGGCGGCGGGCAAGGGGGCGGGCGGCCGGGCCAACGGGAAGGCGGCGAACGGCGGCGGGGCGGCGGCGGUUUACGCCGACGACACGGCCGGGGAGCGCGACGCCAACGGGCACGACAAGCACGCGUGA
Messenger RNA from Monoraphidium neglectum, 516 nucleotides. RefSeq lists its product as hypothetical. The transcript has a single exon. Lineage: Eukaryota; Viridiplantae; Chlorophyta; Chlorophyceae; Sphaeropleales; Selenastraceae. The annotation marks the transcript as partial. The record is from RefSeq and is a predicted model, not a curated record.